AUGGAUCAUAAAAAGGCUCCAGGCAAACAUGAGGAUAAGACAGAGUUGGAAGAUUACAAUAAGAAAAAUUUGUUGGAAAAUAUUAUUACGAAACAUGAGAAGACCCACGAGUUGCAAAAGAUACAGCAUUCGAAUGAUUCAUCAAGAAGCGGCAGUUCGACCAAUGUUAACUUCAGAAACCGACAUCCGUACUCGAUGAACGAGCAAACGCUGAGGGCGAGAAACGAAUUUGUAAAUAGGGGCAGGUACAUAACGCAAUUGUACUUAGCAGUUACAGUUUCGAUGGGUGCGUUCUGCUACGGAAUAGUGUUGGGAUGGACGACACCGACUGUGCGCUUGGCUAUGGAAAGCGAAACCAUCAACGGCUUGGACACAUACGCGAACAUAGCGAGUCUUAUUCCACUGGGAUGUUGCAUUGGCGGAUUAUUCUUCAAUUUACUAUGUCAGCAAAAGGGCCCGAAGAAAACGAUGCUCACCAUAGCUCCGAUUCAAUUGAUCAUUUGGGUUCUGCUGAUGUUCUUUAAAGGUUUGACGGUCAGCUGCGCUCUCCUCUUCUUGAGCAGCUUCUUCUCCGUGGGAUUCAUAAUAUGCGGCGAAGUGCUGCUUCAGGAUACCGUCCACUCUUUAAAUCUGCAACAUCUUUACCUGAUGUUUACCACAAGCACCUACGCGGGCAUCACACUGACGUACGUGUGCGGCUUGAUGGCUCAUAAGUUGAACUACUACUACAAUUACGUUUCGAUAAUCCUCGUCGGGCUGAUGACGAUCUUCCUCUUAUUCUGUCACGAGAGUCCAGUUUUCCUCUACGAGAAGCAUCCGGUGAAGGCGCAGAAGUCGUUGCGAUUCUACAGAGGCGAGGGCAACAUCUACGAAGACCUUAGGCAGAUCAAGAAGGACGCGGAUGCUAGGAUAAUAGAUACGUCCGCAAAGUAUCUGCUGCUCAAGAAGGUCGUUUACAGAGCCGUCUUCAUUGUGCUGGCAUUGAACUUCUUCCAGGCCUUCUCUGGAUACUUUGCGUUCAUCGCUUAUGGCCUCUACAUUUUCCACACGAGCAACAAGGACGUCACCGACAUAGACGUCUUCGGCAAAAUCCCGGACGCUCUAAUUAUGGGAGGGAUGUACUACGUCAUAGUUCUGGUAUCCGUAUUCACUCAUUUCAAGGUGCCCUACGGCGUCAAGAAACCGCUGAUUGUAAGCACGUUCUUGGUGACUUUAAUGCUGUGUCUCAUCGGCGGUUACCUGUACUGCUACCAGCGGAACUACGAAUUUCUUCUAGGCAACAACUGGAUCAGAUUUGUACUGCAAGGGUUUUACAUACAAGCUUACCAUUGUGGAUUAGGUUCGUAUCCCGAUGUAAUAAUGAUGGACUACGUACCGCAACAGAUCUACCCUUGGCUGAAGACCGUGGCGUUCAGCUUCCGUUGGUUUUGGGUAUAUCUUAUGGUGCGUUUCACGCUCAUCACACAGGUGAAAAUUUCCGCUGCCGGAGCGGUCUGUAUUCUUGGAAUCGCCUCUUUCUUGGGAUUCUUAUUCUGCUGCUACUACGUGAUAGAGAGCAAAGGAAAAACCCUCCUACAAAUCCAGAUGAAACUCGGAGGAAAUCCUAUUGGAUACAGGAGCACGAUGAGAUCGAGAACGGCGACAGCCGCGGGUCAUUCUUAA
This is a messenger RNA of Nicrophorus vespilloides, 1662 nucleotides long. RefSeq names its product facilitated trehalose transporter Tret1-like. The record is from RefSeq and is a predicted model, not a curated record. The coding region runs from base 1 to 1662 and encodes 553 amino acids. Gene Ontology annotation, cellular component: membrane. The transcript is spliced from 2 exons. Gene Ontology annotation, molecular function: transmembrane transporter activity. NCBI's taxonomy places the organism in Eukaryota, Metazoa, Arthropoda, Insecta, Coleoptera, Silphidae. Gene Ontology annotation, biological process: transmembrane transport.